Aspergillus puulaauensis is the source of this 840-nucleotide messenger RNA. RefSeq names its product HpcH/HpaI aldolase family protein. Gene Ontology annotation, molecular function: aldehyde-lyase activity. Gene Ontology annotation, cellular component: cytoplasm. The record is from RefSeq and is a predicted model, not a curated record. Lineage: Eukaryota; Fungi; Ascomycota; Eurotiomycetes; Eurotiales; Aspergillaceae. The transcript has a single exon. The coding region runs from base 1 to 840 and encodes 279 amino acids.
AUGGGUUCCAUCGCCCCCCAAGACACCGUCGCCGUGAACGCGCCCUUCCGGACACGCGUCGUCAACGGCCAGAUCUGCCCCGUCAUGUCCAUCAAGUUCUGGACCGGAAACGAAGUCGCGAUUAUGGCGCGCAUGGCCGGAUUCGAAGCUGUCUUUAUCGACAUGGAGCACUCGGCCCUCAACUUCCAGACCAUCGCCCAGCUCAUCCUCGCGUGUCUCUCCGCGGGCGUGUCGCCGAUUGUCCGCUCGCCGUCCAAGUCGCACUGGCAUAUUAGCCGCAUUCUCGACGCUGGCGCUGCGGCGGUUGUGGUGCCUCAUGUUGACUCUGUCGAGGAGGUGAAGGAGCUUGUGAAGCAUGCGAAAUAUCCUCCCCUGGGGACGCGCGGGUCUGCGAAUAACCAGCCCAUCCUGAACUUCCAGAAUCUGCCGACGAAGGUGCAGAAUGAGGUCUUGAACCGCGAGACGAUGCUGAUUCCUAUGGUUGAGACGCCUGUUGCGGUCGAACUGGCUGAGCAGUAUCUGGCUGUCGAUGGCGUGGAUGGUAUCCUGAUCGGGUCGAAUGAUCUGUGCACCGAUCUGGGGAUUCCAGGGCAGUACGACAGCCCGCUGUAUCAAAAUUCCGUGGAGAAGAUUGUGCUCGCUGGGAAGAAGGCUGGGAAGCCGAUUGGUAUUGGAGGUAUUGGAGGCAGGCUGGAUCUGCUGGAGAGGUGGUUCGCGCUGGGGGCAACAUGGUCGCUCAGUGGUGCAGAUGGCGCGAUUCUACAGGCUGGGAUGAAGAAGAUUACGCAAAAUUACUCGGAAAUCAGUCAACGGGUUGAGAAGGCGAGGGCUCAGGGAUAG